Messenger RNA from Verruconis gallopava, 1790 nucleotides. RefSeq lists its product as uncharacterized. The record is from RefSeq and is a predicted model, not a curated record. Lineage: Eukaryota; Fungi; Ascomycota; Dothideomycetes; Venturiales; Sympoventuriaceae. The transcript has 3 exons. Bases 362 to 997 code for a protein of 211 amino acids.
AAGACCACAGCCUUCCUUGUCGCCGUGACAACGCAUUCCCGAUCGCCUUCUCGCUGCAAAAUUUUUUCAAACGCGCUCGUCUCUGCUCCCUCCGUUUCUGCGUGCUCGUCUCUGCAGUCUCUUCUUCCUUCUGCUUAGCCGUCCGUCAGCUCGCUCAGCCUGCUUCAGCUCCCUCCCGCGCUCCUCUAAACACCGCGUUGCCCCCACCACCACCACCACCACCACCACCACGAUCUGGUACCACCUCCACCAGCAGAGAAACAAAAGCUCUGCGCUGCCUCCCCUCACCACCGCUCCCUCCCGUCGCAAGCGUUGCUUUUGCCAUCGGUCUUGUCGCCUGGCCCAUCGCAUUGCCUGAACCAUGUUGCCCGGCCUCUUCUUCGGCUUCUGGCGCAUCUGCGAGAUCGUCACCUUGGUUCCUCCAGUCGGCAUGCUCGCCUGGUUCGUCCAUGGCUUCACCAAAAAUAACCAGCUCACCCCGACCUUCGUCCUCGUCCUGUUCAUCGUGUCCACUCUCGCGCUGGCCUGGGCCAUGGGGACCCUCUUUCUGUACUUCCGCGCCCGCUCCAGCGGCGGCUUCGUCGCCUUUGUUGACCUCCUCUUCUUCGGCGCCCUCAUCGCCGGCGUGUAUGAGUUGCGCGCCAUCACAGACGUAGACUGCGGCAACUUCGUCUCGAACAACCCAAUCUUCUUGAACCUGGGGCCCUUUGGCUAUGUCGGCCGCCAGACGGGCAACGGCCUCGCCAACGACGAGCACAAGAACUGUUCCAUGCUUAAGGCCAGCUUUGCCUUUGGCGUCAUGAACGUCGUCUUUUUCUUCUUCACCUUCCUUUUGGCAAUCUGGGUCGGCCAUCACAACAGACCGGAGUACGACCGCCACACGCGCCGCACCGUCGUUGAGACCCGACACCGGUCGUCGCGCUCCCCCCGCUACUCCAACAGCCCGCGCCGAUCGCACCACAGUCACCGUAGCAGCCACCGCCACGCCAUCAUUUAGGAAGCCAGUCUCUCUUUAUCGCCAGUCUCUUCCGAGGAAGACGAACGCGAGACAAGAUACGAGUAACGACAAGAUUUUUUUCUUUUCACAUGGUUCGCAACCUUGUUCCUACGUCGUGCGAAUAUGUCCGGCGGCAAUGGCGGAGCUCUUUUUUUCUUCCCUGAGGGGGGCGGCGGAGUGGCCGGGUAACCUGGGCACGCAGAAAUGCGAAACCAAUCCAGAGCACAGGGGACGACCCUUGGAACACCAAAACGUCAGCGAUUCCAAAGGAAUUCGAGGACGGAAAAAAAAAAAAAGAGAGAGAGAGAGAGAGAGAUUUGGGUUGCAGCUGUUGCCUUUUUCCUCCCCUCGCCACGCUUCUCCUGAUUUCAUUGGCGUGACGUGCGUACUGACUUCUGUGCAUGGAAAGCAUGAUUUUGACGACUGAACGAGAGCGCAACGUGAGCGACCGGAGAAUAUCAUUGACUUUUUGUCAUAAUGGGAAUUUCUUUCCUUUCUGCUUUUUCUUUUCUUCUCCAACGCACGCGUUGUUUUGGGCAGAGGCCUCGACGGAGAGCUGUGCUGGACGGAUUGGCUCGUCUCUACGCCAUCUCAUCAAAGAUCUCGUGCUAUUCUUUACCAUUCUUCCCCUCCCUUUUUUCUUCCCUCUCGCUUGGUCUCCUUCCUCUUGCGUAUUACGAGGCCACGAAGAACAUGUCGUUCUGUAGGACUGUGGGAUUGUAGGAUUGCGUGGAUGCCAUGCGCGCACCAUUGUAUAUAGCUAACCGACCGAAUGUCAAAUUUGUGCCACUUG